GAAACUACUUCGGCUUAGCUCUAGUUUGGAAAAACUACUGCGAAAGAAGUAACUUUAGUAGUUUAUUAAGUAAAAUAUACUUUAUAUAUAAUUGAAUUGUAGUUAAAUUUGUUGGUGCAUUGCAGAAUAAUGAUGUAUAUAAACACCUGCAGGUUUAAGCACAUUCUCAUAGUCAUAUAGUUCAGUUACAGUUAGGAUUGAAAUAAACUUUUCCUCCUACACUUAAUCAACACAACACAACAAACGAUUUACAGUGAUAAACCCUCAGAACCUUUCCAGAACAAUGUCCUUGAUAAAAGCGAGCUGACAUUUGUACCAGUCAAAGUUCACUGUCUGUCAUAAAGUGAGAGACACACCUUCAAGACGAGAGCCUUCACUCUACGCAGUCCUUUCAAUUUUUAAAACUUUAUCCAUUAAGCACAGAACAUGUCUCAGGGUUUUCAAAAUGUUCUUGAAGAAUGGAGCAGUCUGGAGGUGGAGUACAUGCGUGCUCAGGUAAGAAAUCAUUGUGCUCAACCUUUAAUGGAAUCGCAACAUUGUGACAAUUACAAUGGGAUAUGUUUGCCUUACUUGCUCGUCCUCUUGUAAAACUGAAUUGUAAAGUCAAUAUUGUUGUUGUUGUCACCCAGGAAACACACAGACUGUACCUGCAGAAACUGGAUGAAAUCUCCAAACUUCAGCAAAGUUGCUCUUUGUCGAUUUCACGGCAGAGAAAAAGACUGAAGGAGAUGUCGCAGCUUAUGAAAACGAAUGGUGGAUUAUUGGACAUUGGACAGACCCUGGAGGAAAAGAAACAGAUAAUAAGGACACAAGAAAACUCCUUGUUUGAGAUGGAGGCUUUUCUUCCCAAAAAAAAUGGUCUUUAUCUCAGCCUUGUUCUUGGGAAUGUUGAUGUCACAUUUCUCAGCAAACAAUUAAAGUUUGCCUACAAAGAUGAGUACGAGAAGUUCAAGCUGCACCUCACCAUCAUCCUGCUGCUCUUCUCCUUCAUCUGCUACUUCUUUGUCAGCUACAGGUUUCUGGACGCCAUUCUGAACUUCCUGCUGGUGUGGUAUUACUGCACAUUAACCAUCAGGGAAAGCAUCCUCAUCACAAAUGGCUCCAGAAUCAAAGGAUGGUGGGUUUUCCAUCACUACAUCUCCGCCUUUUUGUCAGGUGUCAUGCUCACAUGGCCUGAUGGCCACCAGUAUAAGGUCUUCCGUAACCAGUUUCUGGCCUACUCUUUAUAUCAAAGCUUUGUUCAGUGUCUGCAGUGCUACUAUCAGAGCGGAUGUCUCUACCGGCUCCGAGCCUUAGGAGAGAGACACAACAUGGAUCUGACUGUGGAGGGAUUUCAAUCGUGGAUGUGGAAAGGUCUGACGUUUCUGCUGCCCUUCCUCUUUUUAGGCCACUUCUGGCAGCUCUACAAUAGCCUGUGUCUCUUCCGAAUGGCUGGGCUCCCAGACUGUAAAGAAUGGCAGGUUCUGAUGUGCGGACUCUGUUUUCUGGUGCUGUUCAUGGGAAACUUCUUCACAACUCUUGCUGUUGUGAAGCAGAAGCUGAAGAAGAGGAAUGAGAAACAAAAGACCCGCUAAUAAAUUCAAUGAAUAUCAUUUCAAAAUUCAAGACAUCCUCAGUGUACUGUGUUUAAAUCCAUCAUGAAGCAUUCAACUAUCAUCGUCCUUGUUGAAUUCCAUUUCUAUUGUGCUGCAUGAAAAUAAA
Molecule: messenger RNA, 1701 nt
Organism: Synchiropus splendidus (mandarinfish)
Lineage: Eukaryota; Metazoa; Chordata; Actinopteri; Syngnathiformes; Callionymidae
Product: ion channel TACAN-like
Exons: 11
Coding region: 558-1574 (338 amino acids)
Biological process (GO): fat cell differentiation
Cellular component (GO): membrane
Source: RefSeq, a predicted model, not a curated record